This is a messenger RNA of Camellia sinensis, 699 nucleotides long. The record is from RefSeq and is a predicted model, not a curated record. NCBI's taxonomy places the organism in Eukaryota, Viridiplantae, Streptophyta, Magnoliopsida, Ericales, Theaceae.
GGGUCUGCAAGAGAUGAUCAAAUUAGUUCCUAUUGAUUUUCAAAAUAGGCCAGAUUGGUACAAGGAAAAAGUCUACCCACCAAAUAAGGUGCCAUCACUGGAGCACAAUAAUGAAAUUCGAGGAGUGAGUCUUGAUUUGCUAAAAUAUAUUGAUAGCUACUUUGAAGGACCAGCUCUUUACCCUGAUGAUCCCACCAAGAGAGAAUUUGCUGAGGAGUUGCUAUCCUACACAAACACCUUUAAUCUGGCUGUGAUCACUUCACUGAAGGAAGGAUCUGAAAAUGAAAUCAGUACUGCUUUUGAUUACCUCGAAUCAGCUCUCUUCAAAUUUACUGAUGGACCUUUCUUCCUUGGUUAGUUCAGUCUAGUCGACAUAGCAUAUGCUCCAUUCAUAGAAAGAUUUUAUCCCUUAUUGCUGGAUGUAAAGAAAUAUGACAUCACUACAGGAUGAAAUAUUUUAUCAAUCCCUAAUCUUUUUUAUUUUUUUUAUGUCGUUAUGAUUUACCUUUUAAUCAUGAUGAAUGGAUAAAACUGUUUCCCAUUCAUCCCCGAGGCAUAGCCAAUCUUUUUUAUUAGUAACUUCUAUGCUAAAACAUGAUUUUUGGAUAUAUGUUAGUUUGUGGUUAAUGUUAAAACAUGAUUUUUGGAUUUUGGAAAUGUUAUUUUGUGGGUAAUGGUGAUUGGAUAUUAAUUGAAUGA